AGUAUAUAAAUACCGGUGGGCAGUGCUGUCAACUUAAAACAUUGAAGAGCUGCUUAAAGACAAAUACAGGCUAAAGGGAUAAACCUAAGUGUUUUUUAUUAGUAGUAGUAAAAGACUGUAAGGCAAUAUGCAGGCUUUUAGUAACUGCGGUUUGUGUGCUAGUGGGAGUCUUCUUAAAGGCCGGACCGACUUCCUGGUCGCAAGGAGAAACAUGGCAGUCCUGCGACUGAGUGCUGCAUGCGUUCAGCUUCUCAAGGACAAGGCUAACGUGUUCUGCAGAAGCCGCGUUCAUCAGCGUCUCCUGCGGCUGCCGGAGGUCGGCCGAUCCAAUACAGUCGCGUUCAGUCUCGGCACCAGCCUCUGUGCGGUUCCGUUCACGCAGCAGGUAGAAAACCUUUCACAUGAAUCCCUGAUUCGUCGGGCCUCAUGUCUGGUCACAGACAGUGCCAACACUUACCUCUCUCAGACCACACUGGCUCUUGUGGAUGCCCUCACUCAGUAUGCCAAGGCUCUACAUACACUCAUUGCCCUUCAGAAGCGAUACAUAACCUCAAUAGGAAAACUGACCCCUGCUGAAGAGGACAACAUUUGGCAGGUGAUCAUUGGCCAGCGAGUGGAGGUUAGUGAUAGAUUGGAAGAAUGCAAACGCUUUGAGUCAAACUGGAUGAAUGCCAUCAACAUAUGCGAGUUGUCAGCAGAGGCAGCCUACAAUUCAGGAGCAGAGCAUGCAUGCACAGCGACAAAGACUAAUCUGCAGGUGGCACAGUGCAAGGUGGAAGAGCUUAGAAAGAUCUCAAAAGAAGCAGAGAAAAAACUGGCCGAAACGAAAGCAGAAGAAAUCCAGAGAAUGGCUGAAUAUGCCUCCAGCAUUGAUAUUAAUGAUCUGGAAGAUAUUCCAGAGGCAUACCUUCGUGAAGACUAGAAAAACUACAUGUGUUUGUGACAUUGGUAUUCUGUAGCCAGCAGUGAAUCACUCAAUGAGUAUAACUGAAUCAAGAAGGCACCUUAAUAUGAAUUUGCAAUCAGUAUUGGUUAUGGAAUAACCAAUGAAGGCCUCAUUGAAUUGAUAUGGUUGAUGUUCAUAACGAUAGAGCAGAUAAAAGUAAAAAAAAAAAAAAAAAAAAAAAAACUGUAUUGAGUAAUUAAUGCAGCUUGUAAGGUGCAUAUAAAAUGUAUGUGGAGGUUAAGCCUGCAAAGAAAUUGCUUUGGAAGUAACAUUGAUUUAGUAUUUAUAUGUAUAUAUUUUCAUAUUGUUUGUUUAUUUUUUAGUGCAAUUGCAUGUGUGUUAAUGCAACCAUGACAUCAUAUCACAUGUUGUGAUAUUCCAGUGUAUACAAAGUUGCAAUCUGUGCAUUUUAUAUUUGUAGAGAUCAACUGUUAUUUAUUAUUCUAAUAAAUUGAAAUUUUAUUUAGAACAGUU
Molecule: messenger RNA, 1420 nt
Organism: Cyprinus carpio (common carp)
Lineage: Eukaryota; Metazoa; Chordata; Actinopteri; Cypriniformes; Cyprinidae
Gene: diabloa
Product: diablo, IAP-binding mitochondrial protein a
Biological process (GO): neuron apoptotic process; intrinsic apoptotic signaling pathway in response to oxidative stress
Cellular component (GO): mitochondrion
Source: RefSeq, a predicted model, not a curated record